Molecule: messenger RNA, 2601 nt
Organism: Pyrus x bretschneideri (Chinese white pear)
Lineage: Eukaryota; Viridiplantae; Streptophyta; Magnoliopsida; Rosales; Rosaceae
Product: probable pectinesterase/pectinesterase inhibitor 21
Exons: 2
Coding region: 596-2332 (578 amino acids)
Biological process (GO): cell wall modification
Molecular function (GO): pectinesterase activity; pectinesterase inhibitor activity
Source: RefSeq, a predicted model, not a curated record
AAGGCUUCCUUGUAACUUCAAACCUUUUCAUUUAUUUGGGAGGAAAACAAACCGUCUCAUUUGAAUCACACAAUUAGAUAUAUAUUUGUGGAAACACACCUCUCUCGCCGAUGUUAAAUAAAUAGAGUAGCUUAUAGAUGUUUUCUAACUAUAUAUUAAUAUUAUAACAAGAACUAGAAUCCUAUAUAUUCACACCAAUUCGAAUUCCUUUUCCGACGGUUUAGAUUAAUACAAAAUUACUAAUACAAUUGAACCAUCAAACUAAUUAAGCUAGAUACAAUCUUUCCAGUAGUCGUUGGUAGUCCACGAUUGGAGGAGUUAAUAAGCCACUCAUAAAACACAUAUCAAUUAUCCCUUUAUAAUUAAGGGUCCGCAAAUAGCUUAAUUAAUUUGGAGGUUCCCAAAUUUGGAAAACAUUAAGGACCCCUGAUAAUUUUAUCGUGACUUGCAACUCUCCCGCCCCAGGUUCCUUAACAGAAUUACCAGCCACUAUAAAAAAAUAUAAAAAUAAACCCCCAUGCAGUAUAAAAAAUAACAAAAGAAACAUGUUACGUACGUAAACGUUAAGUACCAAAGACCUGUAAAUUUCUUCAACAUGAACGCUGAACAUAAUAAGAAGAAGAAGUUCGCCAUCAUCGGCGUUUCAUCUGUGAUUCUAGUAGCCAUGGUGGUUGCCGUAACGGUUGGGGUAACCGCAAAAAACAAAGGAGGAGGAGGGCACAAAAACUCGGACGGCGGGCAUGUCACCACGUCGACAAAAGCAAUAAAGGCUAUAUGCCAGCCGACGGAUUAUAAGGAAACCUGCGAGAGGAGUCUGGAAUCGGCUGCUGGCAACAGCACGGAGCCGAAGGACCUCAUCAAGGCAGGUUUCAACGUUACCAUGGACAAACUUCGGGCCAUCAUAAAAAACUCCACCACAUUGCAAGAACUGGCCAAGGACGAAAGUACAAACCAAGCUCUAGAAAAUUGCAAGGAGCUCUUGGAGUAUGCCAUCGACGAUAUCACGACAUCUUUCCAAAAAUUGGGUCCUUUCGACAUCAGCAAGAUCGACGAUUACGCGGAAGAUCUCAAGGUCUGGCUCAGCGCGGCUAUUACUUACCAACAAACAUGCUUGGACGGGUUUCAGAACACCAAAGGUGACGCAGGCGAAAAGAUGAAGCAUUUCUUGAACACCACGCAACAGCUCACCAGCAACGGACUUGCCAUGGUGACCGAAAUUACGUCCGUUCUUGGGUCUCUGAAUUUGAAAGCAAACCGGCGUCGUUUGCUGGCAGGGGGAGGGGGUGGAAGUAAUGCGAAGAAUGCUCCAAAGGUUAUUCCUACGUGGAUCAACAAUAAGCGUAGCCUCGACGUGUCUACCGUGACUCCACAGUCGAUUAAACCAGACGCGGUGGUGGCUAAGGAUGGGAGCGGACAGUACGAGACUAUUGGUGAAGCUGUGAAGAUGAUCCCGAAGAACAAUGCGGACAAGACGUUUGUGAUUUAUGUGAAGGAGGGAGUGUACAGUGAGUAUGUCAUGAUUGACAAGUAUAUGACCAACGUCAUGUUGAUUGGGGAUGGCGCUACUAAGACCAAGGUCACCGGUAGCAAAAACUUCGCUGCGGGAGUCCAAACUUUUCAGACUGCAACAGUUGUUGUAGUUGGGGACUACUUCAUUGCUAAGGACAUAGGGAUUGAGAACUCAGCAGGAGCCGAAGGGCACCAAGCCGUGGCUCUGCGAGUGCAGUCGGACUUGUCCAUCUUCUACCGCUGCCAAAUGGACGGGUACCAAGACACUCUCUACACUCAAACCCACCGGCAAUUCUACCGCGACUGCACCAUCAGCGGCACAAUCGACUUUAUCUUUGGUGACGCUGCCGUAGUGUUCCAGAACUGCAAGAUGAUCGUAAGAAAACCAAUGGACAACCAAGCUUGUAUGGUCACAGCCCAAGGGAGAAUUGACCGGCGUCAGCCCUCGGGUAUCAUCCUCCAAAACUGCACCAUCUCCGGGGACCCGGAGUACAUUCCCGUGAAGGACAAGAACAAGUCGUACCUGGGGAGGCCGUGGAAGAACCUCGCUAGGACCGUCGUUAUGCAGUCGCAGAUUGAUGGCAUCAUUGCUCCGGAAGGGUGGAUGGAGUGGACGGGUUCGAACAAUCAUCAAAGUUGCUGGUUUGGCGAAUACAGAAACAGAGGGCCUGGCUCCGACAUGAGCAAGAGGGUGAAGUGGAGCGGUAUCAAGAAUCUUGGUGCCGACCAGGCUGUCGCUUUCACCUCCGGUAAAUUUGUUGAGGGUGAUAAGUGGAUCAAGCCCAGCGGUGUGCCUUACGUUGCUGGCAUGGUUUCCGUUUAGGGUUUUAGACAAACAGUUUAGUGGCCUCCUUUAUAUUUUCAACAUUCCGAAAGGAUAGGAAAAGAAGAACACAUAUGACUAAUAAUCUUAUUCUUUAUGUAUGAUUGUUGUAGAUAUUGUUAAUCGUGUGGCUAUCCGCAAGUAUAUUUGGAGCCCAUAUAUGUGUAAUAUUAGAUAUUUAGAGGAGUCUUAGUUUCUGUAAAUUGACCUUAGAUGUUUAUAUCCAUGGUCGUCCGAAUACACUCAAUUCUUCUAAUUUUCUUCAUUCA